UCAAUAUUUUUAAGAGUGAGUUUUUCCUCAGAAAAUCGCGCAGGCAGCCGUGUAAGCGGCCAACUGCACCGCGUCACCGAGGUGUGUCUCAAAUGGCUUCCUGCUCCCUAUGUAGUGCACUAAGUAGGUCUUGAAACAUCGAGGUAUGGUGCAUCAUCUGCCUUCGAAAAAGCUGUUCGGGGUACUACGGCAACCGAAUUGCUACAUGAGUUGACAUUUAGUGCGCAUUUAGGCGUAGAAAAUCACAUUUUCGCGACUUAUGUAGUGCACCUAUAUAGGGAGUACGGAUUGAUUAGGGAUUCAGCCUAAGUCACUAAGGUCGCCCUGUAAAAACCCACAGGCGCCAUUUUGGCUCAAACUAACUCGGGGUUGCACUUCUUUCUAAGGCAAAUAUUGUGUACAUUUACGCGGGCGGGCCGGUUACCUGGCUCAAAAACAUUUUUAACGACUUACAUAUUUCUACUGGCUGUUUUAUUCGACCGAAAAGCUCCCGUGAGACGUACAGCUUGUUCAUUGGCUUGCUAGCGUAGCUACGUGUCCGCCGUAGUGGCGCUAGCUGCCAAGCUAACGUUAGUUUGGAUAUAAGUAAACCGCCAUGGGUGGAUGUUCUGCUCCAAACUGCUCCAACUCUACGACCAUCGGAAAGCAGCUAUUUCGCUUCCCGAAAGAUCCAGUGCGGAUGAGAAAGUGGCUCGUAAACUGUCGCCGGGACUUUGUGCCGACCCCCUGCUCCAGACUGUGUCAGGAUCAUUUUGAGGAGAGCCAGUUUGAAGAAAUCGCCCGUUCGCCAGCAGGGGGGAGGAAACUGAAGCCCAAUGCGAUCCCCACACUGUUCAAUGUCCCAGACCCACCCUCACCCAUCACUCCUCAUGUGGUUCUCCCAGUUAAACAUGAAGCAGAGAAGGAUUUGAACGUCGGGGACCAUGGCUAUGCCCGCCGGCAGCCACGAGUGGACCCAGAGGAAGAAGAAAGGCAGAGAGCGGAGGAGGAACGGCCGUGCUCUCUGUGCCAGCAUUACAAAAGUCAGCUGGAGCAGCAGCAGCAGCACACCGCCCGGCUCCAGAGAGAGGCGGAGGAGAUGAAGAAACGUCUGCACAAGCUGAGCAAGAUGGAGAAAGGACUGCAGAUGUUUCUAUAUGAGGACCAAAUCCGGGCCCUGACCCUGGCCAAGCGCUCGCGGCGGGCCGUGUGGUCACACGACACAGUUCUGACCGCCCGCAAGAUCCGCUGUGCCGUCGGAGUCAAAGGAUAUGAAUUCCUGCGAGAACUGGGCUACCCUCUGCCCUCGUACAGGACGCUGUGUAACCGCCUGGAGCCUAAAAUGAUGAUGACUACAAGCAUGCAGGAGGAUCUUGCAGAACUUGGCUUGGGCAUCAUAACAGCGUGUAAUAGCCCUGAAGGCAACGGGACAAGCGAUGAAGGACUGAUUGGAAUUAUGACCUAAGACUCACUUCUUGUUCAGAUUCGUGUGUGUGGUCAAAUGUGUGAAUGUGUUUUCUAUUUCUGAUGGAGGAUAAUGCAAACUGCCACGUCAACUGAGGUCCGAGCUAUAGCAGCAGCCGUCUGCACCGUAAGAAAUAUUAUGUUUAAUCAAGUUAGAUUCAUUUCUAAGUUCUCAAAGAUCUCUCAAAGCAGCCUAACAGUGGAUAGAGGUGUAGUAUGCCGUCGUUGUUUAUUUAAUGGAAAAGUGUUCAUUUUGUCUGAAGGUAAUAUUUUACCAUUCUUUAUUGCGACAUUGUUCAAAUCAUGAACUUCAUGAAAGGCUUAAGGGUCCUAAAUUGGUGCUGUUUUAGUACCAGAUUGCAGAAGCUAAACAAGAAGAAUCUACUGUAUGAGCUGACAUUAUGACCAAAGUCCUAAAAAGGAACUUCACUUGUGAAAUGUGAUGCAAACCAGGACAUGUUAUCUUUUCCUUGUGACUAAUUAAGUGUGGCAUACUGCUGUGAGUUUACUGUGGUGGUUCGGCCAAAGAUCUUGUAAAAAUGUACACAGUUUUUUCCCUUAGUCCAGAUUGAGUUGACAUGCUGUUUAGGGAUGCACCGAAUUUUCAGGCAGUGAAACAUUUUGGCCAAAAUUGGUAAAAACAGGCACUUUCAGGU
Messenger RNA from Colossoma macropomum (tambaqui), 2099 nucleotides. RefSeq lists its product as uncharacterized. Gene Ontology annotation, molecular function: sequence-specific DNA binding. Bases 596 to 1444 code for a protein of 282 amino acids. The transcript is spliced from 4 exons. NCBI's taxonomy places the organism in Eukaryota, Metazoa, Chordata, Actinopteri, Characiformes, Serrasalmidae. The record is from RefSeq and is a predicted model, not a curated record.